AUGGAAACAAAUCGUAGAAUCUACUUCAUUUUCUUUGGUAUCCUAUUUACAAUAAUAAUUGAUUUAUGUUUAAGUUCAUCACAGAAUGCACUUAUUUUCUUAACUUUUACUCGAAUAAUAGCAAUAUUUAUUUCCUUUUUUUAUCGAAUUGCUUACGACAAUUAUGAUAAAAAUGCCGAUUAUGAUACAGCGAAAACAUUCUGGACUCCAUUUAAAAAUUUAUUUGUGAUUAUUGCAGUCAUUGAACAAGCAUUUGUUAUGUAUCAGAUCAAAUUUUCGUCAAAUUUUCUUUCAAUAUUGUACAUUAUUCUGCAAGUUGCAAUGCCACUUUUUGUUUAUUUAUGGAUUCGACGUAUAGAACAAGAAAAUCUUAGUUUUUUGCAAUAUAUUUGGUUCGAAAUAUUCAAUACGACAAAUGAUCAUGAUCUUCAAUCAAAACGUAAAGAUGAACUUCAUGUACUCAAACGUCUAUUUAAAUAUAGUCUAGACGAUUGGAAAAUAAUUACAUUUGGAACAAUUCUAUUGUUAGGCGCAGCUCUAUCUGAAGUAUUUGUACCGUUAUAUACCGGAAGACUUUUAUCAAGUGUUGCAUUUAAAGAAGCAUGGUUACAAUUUCAACACAAUCUAAUCAUGUUUGUCGUUGUAAAUUUUUCCGGAGGUUUUCUUGGUGGAUUUCGUAUGGGAAUUUUUUCUAUAUGCAUUUCUCGUCUGAAUAUACGUCUACGAACAAAACUAUUUCAAUCAUAUUUAAAACAAGAAAUUGGCUUUUUCGAUACACAUGAAAGUGGAAAAUUACUUUCACGUUUGAAUCAUGAUACACAAAUAAUGAGUUCAACAGUUGCUAAUAAUAUUGCUCAAUGCAUUGGUGCACUUGUUAGAUUUAGUGGUACGUUAAUAAUGAUGAUUAAAUUAAGUAUUCAUUUAACAAUAGCUUGUCUUAUUGGUGCUCCUCUUAUCUUGGUUGUUGCUAAAAUCAGUGGUAAUGCUCAUGGGCGUAUAUCAGAAAAAGUUCAAAAUCUAUCUGCUGAAGCAUUUGAAAUAGCUGAAGAAACAAUUCAAACAAUACGAACAGUUCGAAGUUUUGGAAAUGAAGAUGAAGAAUUAAAACGAUUUGAAAAUACUCUUCAACAAUCAUAUCAAGUUUCAUUGAUACAAGCAGCAUUAAUUGCUGCACAAAAGUGGUUUGUUGAAUUAGCUCAACUUUGUAUGAGUAUUAUCAUGCUUUCAUAUGGUGCCAAACUUGUACGUGAUAAUUAUAUAACUGGACCUGAUUUAUUAGCAUUUAUUAUUUAUCAAUUAACACUUGGAGGAGUUUUAAGUGAUAUUUCGCAAAUUUAUACAUCGAUGAUGACAGCUGCUGGUGCAAGUCAAUCAGUUUUUGAUUAUUUAGAUCGUCAACCAAUACAAAAGCCAAAUGGUAUUUUACAACCAAGCGAAUUAAUAGGUGAUAUUGAAUUUAACAAUGUAUCACUUACGUAUCCAGCAAGACCAAAUGAAAUAGCUAUACAAAACAUUUCAUUUAAAAUCAAAUCAGGACAAACAUGUGCUUUUGUUGGACCAUCAGGCUCAGGAAAAUCAACAUGCGUUAAUUUACUUGAACGUUUCUAUGAUCCUAGUGAUGGAAAAAUCUUAAUCGACGGUCGAGAAAUUCAUGAAUAUGACCAUAAAUAUUUUCAUCAUAAAAUAGCUAUGGUUGGACAAGAACCAGUUUUAUUUAAUAGAACUAUUCGAGAAAAUAUCAACUACGGUAUGAAUGAUAAUGAUGAAACAAUGAUAAUUCAAGCAGCUCAACAAGCUAAUGCAGAUGGAUUUAUUACUGAACUUAUGAAUGGUUAUAAUACGAAAUGUGGACAACGUGGUAGUCAUUUAUCAGGUGGCCAAAAACAACGUGUUUCUAUUGCACGUGCACUCAUGCGAAACCCAACGAUACUUCUUUUAGACGAAGCAACAUCAGCGUUAGAUCCAGUCAAUGAAAGAUUGAUUCAAGAUGCACUAUAUUAUAAGAAAGAUAAUUCACAAUCUCGAACUAUUCUCAUAUCAGCCCAUCGAUUAAGUACAAUUGAACGAUGUGAUAGAAUAUUUGUUAUACAUAAAGGUCAUUUAGUUGAACAAGGUACACAUGAUGAAUUAAUGAUGAUUGACAACGGAAUUUAUCGAGAACUUGUUCGAAGACAAACAAUAGACAUUGACGAUGAUUAA
Molecule: messenger RNA, 2199 nt
Organism: Rotaria socialis
Lineage: Eukaryota; Metazoa; Rotifera; Eurotatoria; Philodinida; Philodinidae
Source: the annotation of a GenBank genome assembly